Olea europaea var. sylvestris is the source of this 1395-nucleotide messenger RNA. Its product is annotated as 50S ribosomal protein L19-1, chloroplastic-like. The record is from RefSeq and is a predicted model, not a curated record. The transcript has 7 exons. Gene Ontology annotation, molecular function: structural constituent of ribosome. Gene Ontology annotation, biological process: translation. Gene Ontology annotation, cellular component: ribosome. Lineage: Eukaryota; Viridiplantae; Streptophyta; Magnoliopsida; Lamiales; Oleaceae. Bases 256 to 981 code for a protein of 241 amino acids.
CUUUCCAUAUUUUUUUAUUUUUUUUAUUUUUUGCUUGGUCUAUUGGGCUUUUGAAUUCAGCAGCCCAAGAGGAAAAGACGCAACCACAUAUUUCACUCCUCCCAUCGCUCCGCCUCUUCGCGACUCCGCCCGGUGCCUCAGCUCUCACUCUCGUCUCUCGCCGCCUUCCACUACCGACUACCGGCGCCUCUCAAUCUCGUCUCUUGCCUCCCAGGAUCCAAAUCAAAUAUUUCUGUUUUAAUUCAGAGAAGAGAAAUGCAGUCAUUAUUUGGGAAAGUUCGUUUUGCCACGAGACAAACAGUCAGCAAUCUGAAAAAUGUUGAGUUUAAAUCAAUCUGUUCUUUAGAGUUGAACGUUCAGGGUCACUCUUUUGCUAACUCAUCGCAAUUCAACCCUUGUUUUGGUUCUAGCCGGACAUCCUUUCCGAACAAAUGUUCUGUCACCAAAUUUGAAAGCGAUGAGAUAGCUUUUAAGGCUCCAUCUUACAGAAGUCUAAGCUUAGGCUUGACUCUGUCAGCUGCUAAGGUAUUGACUUUACCCACUAGAUGUAUGACAACAAUGGCACCUGCUCCUCAAGAUGCUUCCACUUCUGAUGAUGUGCCACAAUGCAUCAAAUUCAAGAGGCUUGAUAAAACAGCCAGACACAUAAUGCAGAUACUUGAUAAGGAAGCAGUCGAGGAAGUGAAAGAAAAGCGAGAGAUACCUGACAUAAGGCCUGGUUACAUUGUCCAACUCAAAUUGGAAGUCCCAGAGAACAAAAGACGUGUUCAAGUUAUAAAAGGCAUUGUUAUAGCAAAACGAAAUGCUGGUUUGAAUACUACAUUUAGAAUAAGAAGACUAGUAGCUGGAGUUGGUGUUGAGUCUCUUUUCCCUUUGUAUUCGCCAAAUAUAAAGGAGAUAAAGGUACUGGACAAGAAGAAAGUACGCAGGGCCAAGCUUUACUAUCUCAGAGAUAAAAUGAAUGCACUUAAAAGGCAAUAACUUCCUCUCUAGAUGGUUGAGAUCGGAAAAGGUGACUUUCAAAGAGCCCAACUAUAUGGUGAUUAGAAGAAUGGUUGACGAGCCGCGGAACUGCUAGGAAAUGUUUGGUAUGAGUUAUGGAUUGGACUGAAUAAACAAAAUUUUAGCUCUUUUUUCUUUAGUGCGUGUCAGCACCAUCCAAUCUAAUUACCAAACGUGUCAGUGUGUCAUUAUUGUUUGUUCUAUUAACAAGCUGUGCAACUGCUAGAACCGCUUGCUUCAAUUUGAACUGCGUCAAGAAUUCUUGGAACGUUUGGUUCACGAGAUAGUCGUCCUAAUUGGUAAGCAUGGCGGAGACAGGAACAUGUUCCCAUCGUGAAUUUCUGAAUUUUUUUUAUUUAAUUAUAUAUUCAAUUUAAAUAGUAGGAAUUUCAA